GACUUCGUAACCACGACAUGAUGAUGGCGCAAACGUUUCCUGCCCAUCAAGGCAUCCCACAGCAUCCCGGUUUGCCUCCAGGUCAUCCAAUGGCUCCCGGUCAACAUCCCAAUGCUCAUCCCGGUGCUGGCAUGGUCCAGCAGGUGCAUCCCGGCGUGUCGGCACCAGGAGGUCCUCAGGUUAGUCAAGGCGGACCGGUGAUGGGUGGGAUGCCUCCGGGCGCUGGCACAACUGGUCCGGGGGGUGCUGUACAGGCUCAUGCCCUCUCGCAUCUUGGCCCUGCUCAAGCGCACAUGUUCCAGCAGCCGCAUUUUGCACAACAAUUUGCCAAUAACCCUCAACUCCUGCAGCAGCACCAGCAGCAGCAAUAUCUCAGGCAGCGUAUGAUGCUUCAACAUCAACAGCAACAGCAACAGCAACAGCACGGCGGGUUACCAGUGCAGCUACCGAACGGGGCACCCGCCCUCAAUGCAGCUCAGAUCGCUGCCAUGCAGGCGAAUCCUGCUAUGCGCCCGGUGAAUCUGCAAAUGCAACUUCAACAAAUGCCCCAUGGACAGCCGCAAAAUAUUCAGCAGCAACAACAACAAUUCUUUGCUAUGCAGCAAGCCCAGCAACAAGCGCACCAGGCUCAGAUCCAACAGGCGGCUGCCGCAGGGCAGCCCGGCCAGCAGACGCCCCAGCAGCGUGCAGCGGCACAACCCCAGAACGUGCACGAUGCCCAGAGUGUCACUCCUCAACCUCAGCCGGGACCGCCGCCACACCAGGGGAGUGCCACCCCUCAACCCAAUCCUCCGCCGGUACCUACCUCACAACCACCGCAACAGCAGCCGGCAGCUCCUCAGCCGCAACCUACUCCCAAUCCACCUCCGCAACAGCUGCCGCAGGCUCAGCAACCGGGCCAGCAACCACAAGCGCCGCAAGCUGCCCAAGCCCAACCUCAACCUCAACCUAACCAGCAGGGUCCACAGCAGGGUCAACAACAGCCACCGAUGACUGCUCAGGAAGCCCAGAUCAAGGCGCAACAGCAGCAAAAUCCGACCGCCAUGAUGAUGCAGCAGCAACAGCAACGGAUGAACAUGAAAGGCGCUGCCAUCCUGCAGCUCAACUCCUUUGCCGAAAGCCUCAGCUACAUCUCCGGCACUGAGAACGCGAGCACCGAUUACAACCAAUGGCACAAUUUUGUGCUGAGAUUCUAUUCGCCAGGUGGUGUUCUGAGACACACCGUCUGUAACCCACAAGCAAAUUCCUCCAAGCAGUUUGAAAUCGCCACUCCUGCUUUGGCGCGUUAUUACUUGACCCAGUGUACGAGUGGGAUCAAGCAUAUACAGAUGUUGGUUGAUGGAGCGCGGGAGAGGGAUUCGCCGAACGGAGGCCACAUAGUUGAGAGUGCGAAGACUGCUUUCAUCUAUUGGUUCGCGAAUGGAAGUCAGCUAUUUGCGCGCGCGAACAUGACGGCCCAUUUCGAUAUGAACAACAAGAUUGAGAUGCUCGAUAUCGCGGUGCUGGACCACAACGAAUACCUGCCUAGGAGUCAGCUACAGGCUCUGGAACUGGCUGAUCAACAGAAACAAAGUCCCAAGGUGUCCAAGAACAUGGGAAAACGCGCCCAGGCCAAACAAGCACAACAGCCUGCAUUUACCUUGCCCGAAUCCAUGGUUACUCCGAAUGGCGUCCCCACGGCUGUGAUGAGUUUCCUUGAGGUUGCGGAAACCAUCUCUCACAUGCAAGUCCUAUUCCAAUUCUCCCAGCAAAAUCCCCACUUAACACCUUCCGAAGCCCUGCGGACUCUGGUGAACACGAUGCAGGCGCCGCCUCCCAAUGCAGCUUAUACGCAGGGUCCCAUGAACCCGGCCCUACAGCAAGGCCAGCCACGGGCUCCCAGUAUGAGCAUGCCUAACCAAUUUGCAUCUCCUGCCAUGACUCAUCUCGGCCUACCGGGCGCUCAGGGCUCGCCUCAUCUAACCGGCUCCGCGCAUCCCAGUCCCGCACAGAGUCACCUCGCAGGACCGCCAGGAAUGGUUCCCCAGGGUCAAGUACAAGGCAAUAUGGCGCAGGGGACCAGUGCGAGCGCAAGUCCCAAUGUGAACAACAAGCGCCGUCGGGCUAGCACCGUGAAGAUGGAAAACGAUGACAACGGCGGCGAGGUUAAUGGGACAGCCGGCCAAGCUGCCCCCAAAGUCAAGGCCAGUCCUCGAGUAGGGGCCAAAAAGCAGAAGGGGGGUGGUUAAGUUGUCUAGCUCGAUCAGCCAGUAAUAUUGUCUGCCGCUGGUUUGGGUGCGCUCGUGUCUUCUCUUUUUCUACUUCUGAACUCUUUUCUCUUUCAGUCUCACUCGGCGGGAAUAUGGCGUACCUUUAGGAUACCUAUGUGCGAGGCUCUACUUCUGCGUUCCGAACCAUCUGCGGGAUUCCUGUUAUAUGUUGAACAUAGCUGCCGAUUGCGUUCCCCUUUGAUGUCUCAUGCGAAAGAUGGAGAUGCGUGUUAUGUGGAUUUGCGUUGGGCUUACUGAUUUUGCCGUAUUUCUUGACUGAUGUCCCUAUCUGCAUGUGCUGUGCCGCGCGGAGAUUGAGGUGCGGUUGACACAUAUCCUGAAGUUGAGCGUUGCAGGAUUUUUGAUAUCCACGUUUUUAUCAUGG
Messenger RNA from Aspergillus eucalypticola CBS 122712, 2634 nucleotides. RefSeq names its product LIM domain-binding protein. The record is from RefSeq and is a predicted model, not a curated record. Gene Ontology annotation, cellular component: nucleus; transcription regulator complex. Gene Ontology annotation, biological process: positive regulation of transcription by RNA polymerase II; negative regulation of transcription by RNA polymerase II. Bases 24 to 2228 code for a protein of 734 amino acids. Lineage: Eukaryota; Fungi; Ascomycota; Eurotiomycetes; Eurotiales; Aspergillaceae. The transcript has 5 exons.